Messenger RNA from Drosophila elegans, 738 nucleotides. RefSeq lists its product as uncharacterized. NCBI's taxonomy places the organism in Eukaryota, Metazoa, Arthropoda, Insecta, Diptera, Drosophilidae. The transcript has 2 exons. The coding region runs from base 36 to 581 and encodes 181 amino acids. The record is from RefSeq and is a predicted model, not a curated record.
UGUUUUAUAUUGCUGGCUUAGUUUGCUUAACAAAAAUGAUACGGGCAAGUUUGGGCAUUAUUUUUUUGCUGACCGUCGAGGGCUUAAAUUUUGGCUUCAACCAGUACACAAUCUCCAUUGUGUCCUUUGGUCAGUCAAACGAAACUGGGGUUUGGGAUAUUAGCACUAUUCGUUUGAUCGGCCGUGAGCGGUUGGUAAACGGAACAGUCACACUACACGAAGACAUGGAUAAUUCGCACUGGAGUUAUUCGAUGGACAUGUAUUUCGAUGCCGACCGCAAUGGCAACUACAAGCUGCUGCCCUUCAACGUUCCAAAGAUGCCUGUAUGCGAGGCGUACAAGAACUAUCGAAAGUACUUCGCGAAACAUGCGAAAGUCGGAAAGCAAACCGAUUUUCCAUUCGACAUGGAUGUCUGUCCCAUUCCAAAGGGCACUUACUUUAUGAAAGGCAUUGCUCUGAACACCGAUGAUUUUCCACCGAUGGUGCAGAGGGGCUAUGCCCGGGGCGAUGGAGCUUUUUACUACGAUGACGUCCACGUUGGAAACUAUACCCUCACGGUGCUUUUGGAGGAUAAGCAGUGAAGCAAAAAACUUUUUAAGCUUUCAAUAAUUCGGUUUAAAUAUAAUCAGCAUCAUUGUGACCUUUGGUCAGAUGAAUGAAACUGGAGUAUGGGAUGUCAGCACGUUGCGAUUGAACGAAUAUAUGUUUUAUAAAUUUUUUAAAAUUUAAAAAUGGUUC